Sugiyamaella lignohabitans is the source of this 600-nucleotide messenger RNA. RefSeq names its product Small glutamine-rich tetratricopeptide repeat-containing protein alpha (gene SGTA). Lineage: Eukaryota; Fungi; Ascomycota; Dipodascomycetes; Dipodascales; Trichomonascaceae. Gene Ontology annotation, molecular function: Hsp90 protein binding. The transcript has a single exon. Bases 1 to 600 code for a protein of 199 amino acids. The record is from RefSeq and is a predicted model, not a curated record.
AUGAGCCUGCCUGUUACAGUUGAUCCUGCUACAAAGGCCAUCUCCGUUGAUGCCUCAUUUAUUGAUAGUUUGGGUGAAGAAUCCCAAAAGGAUCUAAAUGAGAAACUACUACAACUGAAUGAUCUGAGCCGCUAUCUUACCGGUCUUAGCCUACCAGUCCCACCAGCCCCCAAUACAAUUUCGAAGCAGCUGACAGACCAGGUCAAUAAACUUCGUGCCCAUGGAGUAACACAAUCAAAAGCUGGAAAGCACCAGGAAGCGCUCAAGCAUUUUACACUUGCAGUCCAAUUGGCUCUUAAAAGACCACCAUGGGAAGCUGCACUUUAUGUUAUUGAGGAAGUUUGUGGAUUAUUAGCAUUGCGCGCCGAUAGUUAUAUGGCCUUGAACUUAUGGCCAGAAGCAUAUACUGAUGCUUCAUUAAUUGUUCUGUUGGUUCCCACUGAUCCUAAGGGCCAUCACCGAAGAGGUAGAUGUCUUCAAACCAUAGGUAAAUACAGCGAAGCUAGAGUAGAAUACUUAACUGCUUCCGCUGCCCUUCCACAAGAUACUAGUAUCAAAGAAUCCUUGGCAGAAGUUGAGGCAUUACUAGCCAAACCUUAA